Molecule: messenger RNA, 2291 nt
Organism: Chelonus insularis
Lineage: Eukaryota; Metazoa; Arthropoda; Insecta; Hymenoptera; Braconidae
Product: probable E3 ubiquitin-protein ligase RNF144A
Exons: 4
Coding region: 269-1579 (436 amino acids)
Biological process (GO): ubiquitin-dependent protein catabolic process; positive regulation of proteasomal ubiquitin-dependent protein catabolic process; protein polyubiquitination
Cellular component (GO): ubiquitin ligase complex; cytoplasm
Molecular function (GO): ubiquitin conjugating enzyme binding; ubiquitin protein ligase activity; zinc ion binding
Source: RefSeq, a predicted model, not a curated record
AUCUCAGCAUACUGUUGUUAUCUCUAAGAGAAACCGCGAGUGUCGUGUGUAAAAAGCAGCUGCUAUGUUCUUAUCGUUGUACCAAAUUUUUAGCAUCAGUGUCAUUUAGUUUACAAAAAGCUGUAAAAGCUUGUGAUACUUAUUUAGAAUGUCAAAAUGCUUCAUUUAUUAGUGUGUGAACAAAAUUGAAAAUAAAAACAGCAACAAUAAUAAUAACAAUAAAAUUUGAAAAACAACGAGUAAAAUAAAUAAAAACGCUCAUCAGGGGAUGCCUAGCCUACAUUCGCUCGUCGUACGACGAGCUCCUCUCAUGGAUAUGGGUACUGCCACAAGUUCAGUCACGUCUGUUAAUCCAGCUGUUAAAAAUGGUACAAUUCAUAAGAAAAUGGACAAAAACAAUAAACUGACUUCUAUUAAACUACCACCAUUGGUUAAAAAAGAAUCUAGUGUUAAUAAUUUGUCUGUAACUGAGAGAACACUUCCUGGAAAGGGUGUUGAUACUCCUCUUUUAGGUCGCCCUGAAAGUAGUGCAAGUUUAGAAGCCAAGGGUAACAGUUGGGCUAAUCUAGCUCCAGGAACUAAUUUAAGAAAAUGCGAAACUGCUGUAGGACUUAGUACUCUUUACUUGGAAAACAGACCUAUCAACAAGAGCCGUGUUUGCUCCAGAUGUUCUAGUUUACUUUCCCUGGCAUCAAGCUCACGAUAUAGUCUUGCUGCUGGCAACUUUGUCCCUGCUGCAACUUCUCAGCAAACAGCCAAUCAGUUUUUCUGUAAGCUUUGCCUUGUUGAUGUUUCACUAUCUAAGAUAUUCAGGAUUGAAGGUUGUGGAUGUUUUUAUUGUAAAGAUUGUAUGAAAGAUUAUGUUGAAUUUGAAAUUGAAGAGGGAGCUUAUGAAAUUAGUUGUCCCGAUGCACAGUGUGAUUGUGAUUCUAUUCUUACUUUAAAGGAGAUUUCUACACUUGUUUCUCCAGAGUUGAUGGAAAAACAUCAUAAAUUCCGUCUCAAUAGAGAUGUAUCAAUGGAUAAAGAUCGCGCAUGGUGUCCACGUGCUGGGUGUGAAACUAUUUGUUCUGUAAAUAAUAGUGGCAGUGGUGGAAUAUCUCCAGGUCCUGUACACUGCCCUAAUUGUUCUACAGAUUUUUGUUCAAUAUGCAGAGAAUCUUGGCACAAUGGACCAUGCCCAAAUCUUCCACUUGGUAUUCCAUUUGACAAUGAUCACAUUAAAUGUUGUCCAAUGUGUUCCGUCCCAAUUGAAAAAGAUGAGGGAUGCGCACAGAUGAUGUGUAAAAGAUGUAAACAUGUUUUUUGUUGGUAUUGCUUAGCAUCACUGGACGAUGAUUUUUUAUUGAGACAUUAUGAUAAAGGACCAUGUAAAAAUAAAUUAGGACAUUCACGAGCCUCUGUGAUUUGGCAUCGAACUCAAGUUAUUGGUAUAUUUGCGGGAUUCGGCCUUCUACUUCUUGUAGCGUCUCCGCUAUUGUUAUUAGCCGCUCCAUGCAUUGUUUGUUGUAAAUGUCGUGUAUGCGGCUCUUCUCGACUUGAUCAAGACGGUGGUAAUCAUGAAGAUGCCUCUACGUAAAAAACUUUUCAUAGGAUAGAAUUAUAAAAAUAAAUUUAAUAAUCGAGUUUUAAAAGUUGUGUAUCAUUAUAUUUGAUACAAACUAAUUAUAUCAAUGCAAUCAGAAUUUUUAUUUAGUCAAAAAAUUGAGUGAGGAAAAUAUUAUUUACAAAUAUUCUUAUAGAAACUAUAUAUACAUGCAUAUAUGUAUAUAUUUUCAUAUUUAUCUCAAGGUGAAGUUCGACUUGCCAUAAGCCCGUAUUAUAUUCUUUGGUGUUCUUCUUUGUUAUAAAUAUAUAUUUUUUUUUUUAAUUUUUUAAUUUUUUAUUUGGUAUCAUUGAUUAAAUGACUUUAAUCUUUAAAUUUUGUGUAUAGAAUUUCUUUCGAGAAUGAUUAUUAAAUCAGAGAGAAAAAAUUUAAUAUUAAUUUAAUAUAUAAAGUAAUCUAUUCAAUUUCACUGAUUCAAAAAGUGCAUUUCUUUAAACGUUAUUUUAAACGAAAAAAAAUGUUGUUCUUUAGUACAACAAAAAAUAGCCAUUUAUUUUAGUCAAUGUAAUAUUGAUAGAUUGUAUUCGUCAAUAUUUUGCUGUUUUUUUCAUCGAGUUUUAUAGUUUAAAAUAAUUAUUUCCUAUGUAUAUAUAGCACCUUUGAAGCUGACAUUUGAAGAUACGGGAUUGGGGUACUUCAAAAUAAUAAUAAAUAAGAUUUAUUACUAAUGCAUUUUUUUUUUUUU